Messenger RNA from Zasmidium cellare ATCC 36951, 1332 nucleotides. RefSeq lists its product as uncharacterized. Lineage: Eukaryota; Fungi; Ascomycota; Dothideomycetes; Mycosphaerellales; Mycosphaerellaceae. The record is from RefSeq and is a predicted model, not a curated record. The transcript has a single exon. Bases 1 to 1332 code for a protein of 443 amino acids.
AUGAGGUCUUCCACUCCCAUCGCUCACUGCUUCGCGGCCUUGGUCCUUUCAGGUCUCGCUACCGGAGCCACGAACGAAACCAGUGACUACCCACCUACAUAUCAACUGGGGAACAACACAGCCUUCAAUUCCGAGUUCAUUGUUGCGCUUCAAAACUCGUUGUCUGGCGGGGCAGACAUUGGCCCUGUCCUCGGUGCUGUCAAGAACAUCAAGCCUGGCGACUUUGACUCCUACCACAAGGAGUUCUACAAACUUGCCAACGCAACUAAAGCGCAGGCCGAGGAUCCUGAAAAUAACUACGACCCCAUCAACGUAAGGGACUCGUGGUUCUCCGCAUCUCAGUACUAUCGUCGAGCGGACGUCUACAUCCAUCGCAACUGGAGCGAACCACUCAUCAAGACCGUAUGGGAUGAACAAACUGCCGCUUUCGAUAAUGCCAUUGCUGCUUUACCGAUUCCAGGCAGGCGUGUACAGAUUCCCUCUCCCGAGGGCAAUCUGACAGUGGAAGCGAUCUGGUACUCUGCGUCUGAAGAUCCGUAUGCAAAGCUGCCCACGAUGAUCGUCGGCAAUGGCUUUGAUGCUGCGCAAGAGGACUCGUAUCACUACUACUGCGCAGCUGCUCUUGCACGAGGCUGGAACUGCAUCACCUACGAAGGUCCAGGUCAAAACACCGUACGCCGGACGCAAGAUCUGGGCUUUAUUCAUAACUGGGAGGUUGUAGCCACUCCUGUAGUGGAUUACGUUCUUUCAGCAAAGAAACAAGUUGUAGACGAGAGACGUCUUGUGCUGGCUGGCAACUCUAUGGGAGGCUAUCUCGCUGCUCGCGCUGCAGCUUUUGAACCACGCUUGUCGGCAGUCAUACUAGUCGGAGGCCUUUGGGACUUAUACGCUGGAUACACUUCUCAACUUCCAGCUGAUCUGCUUUCCAUAUAUGAAGCUGGCAACUACACGACGUUCGACGAGCAGGUCCUGUCCCUACGAGAUGUUGGACCUGAGGAUAUUGGCACCGAGGCUAUCUGGGGUCUGGAUUAUGGUCUCUGGGCGUUCAAGACUCACUCUCCAUCCGAAUUCUUUAAUCUUACGAAGCUAUACCGAAUCCAGGAUGUUGUUCAUCAGAUUCAGAUGCCAGUCUUUGUGGGAGACGCAGAGUUUGAAAACAUCUUCAGCGGCCAGGCGCAGAAGGUCAAAGACGCACUGGGCGAGAAAAGCACCUUCCAUCAAUUCAAAGGAGUUGCAGGGUAUCACUGCCAGUCAGGUGCGCAGCAAGAGCUAGCGCGUACGAUCUUUGCGUGGUUAAACAAGACUUUGGAGAUCGAGCUGCCAUAUUCUUAA